This is a messenger RNA of Adineta steineri, 1410 nucleotides long. Lineage: Eukaryota; Metazoa; Rotifera; Eurotatoria; Adinetida; Adinetidae. The record is from the annotation of a GenBank genome assembly.
AUGUGGUGGCAAUUUCGGCAAGAUUUUAUAUCUUUAAUAACUCGUACACAUGAUAAAAAUAACUAUUUUUAUCCAGUCGAUGGUUUACGUGCUAUUGCUAAUCUUUUAAUUAUUUUAUGUCAUUUAGUAACUAUAUUUAAUACAUUUAUACCAUCUUAUCCUAAUGAUGAAUGGAAAGAAUAUUUAGAAAGUAUAGCUUUUAAGCUUUCACCAUUGAUGGCGUAUGGUUUAGAAAUAUUUUUUAUGCUUUCGGGUUUUUUAUUAACAUAUAAAUUAAUUAGUCAAUGGAAGAAAAAUAAUAUGAAUGUUCGAUUAUUUAUAAAAUUUUAUCCGAUUUUUAUAUUUAAACGUGCAUUAAGAUUUUGGCCUGGUAUGUUAUUAUCAACAUUAGUUAUGUUAAUUUUAGGUGAACCAAAAUAUCCAAAUUCUACUUAUUCAUUUGAAUCAUUUCGAUAUUUAAGUGUAUGGUUAUUUUUUCAAAAUUAUAUUGAUAUUGAAUAUUGGUUAGCUAGUUUAGCUCCAUUAUGGAGUAUUAGUUUAGAUAUGCAAGUUCAUAUAAUAUUAACAUUAUUACUUUAUUUAUUCUAUAGAUAUAGAAAAUCUAUUUCAAUAUAUUAUUCUUUAGGAAUAUUAUUUCUUCUAUCGAUUAUUUUAUCAAUUAUUAUAUUUAAUCCAAUAACAAUGCCAAUUAUAGAAGUUACACGUCAAUAUCAUAAUUUACCAUUACUAUUACCUAAACAUUAUUUUAUUUGGCUUGAAACAACAUAUAAUAUUACAUUUCCAUUUCAAAUAUCAAAAAUAAAUCCAAUGAAAAUUUUUCUACAUAAUAUGUAUUUACCAUUUGAAGCUCGUUUUGGAAGUUUUAUUACAGGAGCACUAUUAGCAAUAAAACUUAUAGAAAAUCCAUCAUUACAACCUAAUCAAAAUGAUAAAUAUAAAAAAUAUUUCAUUCUCGUAUUAAUAUUUCUUUAUAUAUUAUCACCAAUAGUAAUAGAUAUCGAUAGAUUUGCUUCAUCUCAAUUUAACUUAAUUUUAACAUUAUCAAUUGCUUGCUCUCGACAAAUAUUUGCACUUAGUCAAGCAUUUAUUUUAUUUACAGCAUUAUGUCCAUCUACUCAUCCAUAUCAUUCACCUUGGAUAAAACAUUUUCUUUCUCUAUCAAUAUGGAUACCUAUAUCAAAAUUAAGUUAUUUAGUUUAUCUUAUUCAUUGGAGAAUAUCGUUUGAAUUAAUUUUUCAUGGACCAUUAAAUUUUCUUCAAACAUAUCCAAUCACAUAUGCUAUUAUUAUUAGUUUACCAAUCGUUUUAUUUCUAUCACAGAUUAUAUCUUGUUUAUGGUAUGUGAUUAUUGAAAAACCAUUCAAUCGAUUUUUAGACAAUCACAAAUCAUAUAAAUCUCAUCCAAUUUAA